AUGACCAGGCUUGAUAGAUAUAUUGGAUUUUCAAAACAAAUCAAAGGUGUGAUCUUUGAUAUGGAUGGUACAUUAUGUUUACCACAACCAUGGAUGUUUCCUGAAAUGAGGUCAGUAAUUGGAUUAAAUAAUAAAGAAAAAGAUAUCUUAGAAUUCAUUGAAGAACUACCUACAACAGAAGAUAAAAAAUGGGCAAAAGAAAAAAUUCAUGAGGUAGAGAUUAAAGCGAUGGAAGAAAUGAGACCACAACCUGGCUUAAUUGAGUUGAUGAGGUUUUUAACAUUAAAUAACUUUAGUAAAAAUAUUUGUACUCGAAAUGUUAUAACACCUGUUAAUUACCUGAUUAAUAAAUAUAUUCCACAGGAAUGGUCAAAAUUUGACCAUAUUCUAACAAGAGAAUUUAGACCAACCAAACCGUAUCCAGAACCUUUAUUGCAUAUUUCCAAACUGUUAGAGACGGAACCAGGUCAACUAAUUAUGGUAGGUGAUUCAUUUGAUGAUAUGAAAAGUGGGCAUUCUGCAGGAUGUAUCACGAUACUUUUAAAAAAUCAUGUUAACGGAUAUUUAUUAAAUGAGCAUAGAAACUUGAUAGAUUUUACUGUUAAUACUCUCGAUGAAAUAAUACCUUUAUUACAAGGAGAAGGCGUGGUAGAAACUGCAUAG
Molecule: messenger RNA, 663 nt
Organism: Arxiozyma heterogenica
Lineage: Eukaryota; Fungi; Ascomycota; Saccharomycetes; Saccharomycetales; Saccharomycetaceae
Product: putative haloacid dehalogenase-like hydrolase
Exons: 1
Coding region: 1-663 (220 amino acids)
Source: RefSeq, a predicted model, not a curated record